CGCCGUGUCCGGUUUCUGUGGUCGUUCCUGGGAAGAAUUGUGUUGUUCGUGCUCCACACUGCUCGGUCGGUACGGGUAGUAAAAUGUAGCUAAGGUCGGAAAUGUUCGUCAGGGGUGGAUGAGAGGAGAGGAGAGGAAAAGGGGAGGCACCUGUGAGACGGAGCAGGUCAGCCUACCGCGGUGUCAAGUUUACGUUGAUCCCGGCGAGGUACAGUUUCAGACAUAUUUGUCAAGCGCAGGAGUCAUCAUCGGUUCAGCUCCAGCCUCUGCUCCGUGGGACAUUACGAAGACGUUUUGUUAUCACGGACUUAACGUGUGAGGUGAGCUGUGACUACCCCCUUCCUUGUCUCUCCGUACACCUGAAUGUACUGUGGGCAGCCCUGGCCCUUUGGAGAGGCGCUGUGCUCAGAGACUGUGCUGCACUAAAAGAACCCAUGGCUUCUGGCACUCCGUGUCCCUCUGUAGGCCGCAGGCUCAGGCUGCUGGAGUUGCUACUCGGGCCUCUGUUGGUCUUGCUGGUUUCUGGGCUGAGACCAGCACUGGGUCAGAAGGUCUACACCAACACAUGGGCUGUCCACAUACCUGGAGGUCCGGAGGAAGCUGAUCAAAUUGCCAGUAAACAUGGGUUCAUAAAUCAAGGACAUGUAUUUGGUGAUUAUUAUCACUUCCGGCAUCGUACGGUGGUGAAAAGAUCGCUGUCUGAUCACAGGGGGACACAAGUCCGUCUUUCAAGAGAUCCCAAGGUGACUUGGGCCGAGCAACAAGUGUCAAAACGGAGAAAAAAGAGGGAUGUUUUCGCAGAACCGUUAGAUCCCAAGUUCAGAGACCAGUGGUACCUGUACAACAGCAACCACCGGGACUUGAAUGCCAAAUCUGCAUGGCAGUUAGGCUACACAGGUAAAGGUGUGGUGGUGUCUAUCCUGGAUGAUGGAAUAGAGAAGAACCAUCCUGACUUAAUGCAGAACUAUGACCCGGAUGCCAGCUAUGAUGUGAAUGAUGGUGACCCAGAUCCUCAGCCUCGAUACACACAGCUAAAUGACAACAGGCAUGGAACACGAUGUGCAGGAGAAGUGGCGGCAGUAGCCAACAAUGGGAUCUGUGGAGUCGGUGUGGCCUACAAUGCCAAGAUUGGGGGUGUGCGAAUGUUGGACGGCGAGGUGACUGACAUGGUGGAGGCCCAGUCCCUCAGUCUAAAUCCCCAACACAUCGACAUCUACAGCGCCAGCUGGGGCCCAGAGGAUGAUGGCAAAACUGUCGACGGACCUGCCAAACUCGCCAAAGAAGCUUUUCUGCGUGGAGUUACAGAGGGUCGUAGUGGUUUGGGCUCCAUCUUUGUGUGGGCUUCUGGAAACGGAGGGAGGGAGAAGGACAGCUGUAACUGCGACGGCUACACCAACAGCAUCUACACCCUGUCCAUCAGCAGCUCCACCCAGAACGGCAACGUCCCCUGGUACAGCGAGGCUUGCUCCUCCACCCUUGCCACCACCUACAGCUCAGGGAACCUCAACGAGAAACAGAUAGUGACGACAGAUCUCAAAUCAAAAUGCACAGACUCUCACACAGGCACGUCUGCCUCCGCUCCGCUGGCAGCUGGGAUCAUCGCACUUGCCCUUGAGGCCAAUAAAAACCUGACCUGGAGGGACAUGCAACAUCUGGUCGUACGAACUUCUCACCCUGCCCACCUGCUCACCAACGACUGGAGAACCAAUGGUGUUGGGCGCAAAGUUAGCCACUCAUAUGGAUACGGUCUCCUUGAUGCCAGUGCUAUUGUUGCGCUAGCAGAAACGUGGACCAGUGUGAGGCCACAGCGGAAAUGUGUGAUCACCAUGGUCUCUGAGCCAAGGAACAUUGGCAGCCGUUUGUUGAUUAACAAGACUGUGGACGCCUGCAUCGGGACAGACAGCCACGUGACUUCAUUAGAGCACGUCCAGGCACGGCUCACCCUGUCCUACAACCGCAGGGGAAACCUGGCAAUCCACCUCAUUAGUCCUUCUGGCACACGCUCCACUCUGCUCCACCCCAGGCCCCAUGACUACUCGUCAGAGGGAUUUAACGACUGGGCUUUCAUGACCACCCACUCCUGGGACGAGAACCCCACCGGGGUGUGGACACUGGAGAUUGAGAACGUGGCAGGUGCCAGUGACUAUGGCACACUGACCCAGUUCACCCUGGUGUUGUAUGGCACCGCCUCAGCAUCUUCCAGCUCCUCUGACAAGGCUCAGCCUGGCAGUGACAACUGUAAGACCUUGGACCUGAGGCAGAUAUGCAUCGAGUGUAACGCCGGCUACUACCUCUUUAAGCAGGGCUGUGUGAAAGAAUGUCCAGAAGGCUUCUCAGUGGGCUCCCAGCUGCUCAACUACACAGUGGGAAACUUUAUACCUCCAGCAUCCGUCCCAGCCUGCCUGCCCUGCCCACCGCCCUGCCUGACCUGCAGCAGCCUCAGCCCUAUGGCCUGCCUAUCCUGCCCCCCCCACAGCUCCCUGGACCCCAACUCCGGCACCUGCCUGCACCUUAACCAGUACAUGCGUGAAUCCCCUGGCAGCUUUACGGUGGGCCAGGGGAACCCGGGAGUGCAGCCCCAGCUCAACUCUCGGCUGCCCAUCACCGUCGCCGUGCUAAGCUGCAUGGCCAUCAUUGCUACCUUCGCUGGCACCUUCCUGUUGCUGCAGCUGCGCUCAGGCGCACUUCUCAAGAUGCCGUCUCUGGAGGCUGGCGGCGGUCUCGGGGGCAGUUUCAGCCUCGGGGGAAAUAGGAUGGUGUCGUACCGCGGCAUUCCGACAGUGUGGGGGGAUGAUGGGGUAAAUACAGACUCCGAUAACGAAGAGUUUGACGUCCAAAAUGAGAGGACUGCCUUCAUCAAAACACAAAGUGCUCUUUAAUGCCUCCCCCACAUCCAUCUCUCUCUCUCUCUCUCUCUCUCUCUCUCUUGCUCUCUUGCUUUUAAAGUCUUCUCACCCUCAUUUGUCUGAUAUUUCAGGGCUGUGCUAACUGCGCUCUCACAGUUCUUUCUAGUUUUGUUUCGCUUCACUUUUUUUCCUGGCUCUGUCUAACCAGGUUCUUGCUUCAGGAUCUGCUGUGGGAGACCUGAUGGUAAGGCGGUGUCUGUCAGAGCUCAGGAUGGUCCGAGCUUGGCUCUGUUCACACUUGGGCGCUUUUCUAUUAAACUGGCUCUUUCCCUCCUCUUGCCCUCAAUCACUAACGGUGUCUGUUUGUGUGUACAGAGUCCAUUUCCCCCUUCAGCUUUUUUUGUUUUUUUUUACAGUAAACAAACGAUUAUUUGCUUCUCUUUCCCCUCUCUUUUUAUCAGUGCAGUAGCCAGAUGAGAUUGUUAAACGUGCGGAGUAAAGAUGUGUGUGUGAAUGUAAGCGUGAAUCUGAUGAAUGGUGUACUGCCCUUUAUAGAGAACCUAAAGCUGUUCCUGUCACAUUUAGUACUCUAACUAAAAAGUGAUAGCAAAAAAUUGUAUUGAGAGGCAUGAAAUCGGAUUAAGAAACAUUGAUCCUCUGAGUGUAGUUAAGUGACAUCAACGUUCAAAAGCUGUUCGUACCACUUAUCCGUUGUGAGUCACAGUGUAUUUUAAAAAUGCACAAAUCAACAGCAUAAUAGUUGUCGUGAAAAUGUCCAGACUUUAAUGGUUUAAGAUAAACAAAACCAACUGUCUAAGAUCUUCUCAGUCGUCUAUUUAUGAGACAUUAUUUUGAAUUUACUUUCAGCAAAAUCCAUCUUUCACACAAUCUUUUUUAUCUGUACAGUUUUAGUUCUAGGUGGGGGAGGGGGCUUUAGUUCUCUUAUUAUACACUCAAUCUGGAAAGAUCUCUCUCAGCUCUGGCAGAACAAACAGAGUUACAAACGUUGCAAAUCUUUUUCAGCGACUCAAGAUUCAAGAUAGACUUGAUAUAUCCCGGUUUACAAACUAUAUGUUCUCCUGCACUCAUCACCUCCCCAGCCAUCACAUGGAAGGGUGACAAAAGAGUCAGAUAAAUAAAGAUAAUUAAAAAACACACACACCCACACACAAACACACAGGCUACUCCAUCAACCCUGAGGCACAACCCUUGCAGGUAUAUUUAAUUCAAUUUCCGUGUUUGAUGUGUUCAGCUGAGAGAGAAGCAGCCAAAGUGCCAAUGGGACCCAGAACAAUAUGACUGUUGAGCACAAAAAGCAGCUGGCAGGUGUUCAGUUACUCGUGAUUGAUUCCUUCACAGCAGACGCUGUUAACAAUACAACAAGGCUUUCCUUUUGGUCAGAGUACUACAAACGUACAUUAGACGCAUGUUAUAUCAUUGUUUGUGUGUGUUUGUGCGUGCGUGUGUGUGUGUGUGUGUGUGUGUGUGUGCACACGUCUGUGUGUGUACACGCAUUGAGGUCUAGAAAUAUGUAUCUGCCCUCUAAAGGGAAGGUUUCCUUCUUCUCACAGUCAAUGCUCUCUUCUUCAAAUCUUGAAUGCUGUUUAGAAAUCGAGCGCGAGACUCCACAUCUCGACAGUCUACUCUGUAUUUACCCUCCAGUCUUCAUUUAAUCUGAAUUUCAGAUGAUCUCUUCCGCAUAUUUGCCAAUUAAUUAUAUUCUGAAUGAUACUCAGUAACUAUUUAUUCUGAGAUAUUUUAAUCAUUCCUUUAGGGAAGAUCGUUUUAAAGAGAAUCGUUUUCUCCAGGGCUGGUUAUCAUCUAAAAAUGUGCAUUUCAUCAUACAUUGAUCGUUGUUGCAAUUAUUUUCUUUUUCAUUUCCAGUACAAAAACGGUGGAGCUUGCUGAGAAAGGUUGUCAUGGUGAUGACAUGCAUACAAAAGUGCAGCUGCUCAUCCAUUUAAAUUUUUUUUUUUUUUAUCUACCUCUCGUAACACUCAGCAAGGUUUCAUACGCCGUUAGAGGAACUGUUUAAUGAUUAUAGAGGUCAAAUUAUGUAUGUCAGAUAUGAAAACAAUUUUCGAAAAAGAUUUUAGGAGAAUAGGCACGCAAGUCAAAUUCACGUCUUAGAAGAGAAACAAGCAAUUGUGAUUCAGAAACUGUAAAGCUGCUGUGUAAAUUCUAGUCUGCUGAAGCGCCUAUAUCUCCUAUAAUGUAUUGCCUUUAGGAUCAGCAUUCAUGGGCAGGCACAUCUGGGCUUUAAAACCUGUUAUUGAAAAUAGAAUUGGUAGAAGGAUUGUCCAUAGAUCUUAUUGGUUAGCGUUUAAGUGCUAAAUCAACUUGAAAUUGUUUGGCGUGUUUUUUUUUGGCUCCAUCAGAGGUGAAUACCUUUUUGUUCAUAAGUUUAUGUCACUGACAAUCAAAAUAUUUCCUGAUUUGAGUGCACAAUCACACACAACUAAUUUUAAUUUAACCACUGGUUUUGGAAGGCUUUCUCAGAAGGUAAUCUUCAUAAAUAUUCAGAGUUAAAUGUAAUUUAUAUUGCCAAUUGUUCAGAGAGAAAGAGGAAAGAAAACAGAGAAUAAAGAGUUUCAAACCAGUACAUUCCAACAUCCUGUUCAAACAGAUAGGUAUGUAUGCUCUCAAACACUCAGACAUCGCACUGAGCCAGAAAGCUUAAUUCAUCUCAGAUGCCCGGUGCAGGUGUACAUUUUGCUUAUCGCUACAGUUUUAGUCAGGAAACACUAAAAUGGAAUGGAAACCAACCUUGAGAAUGUGGCUCUAGACGAAGUGACCUAAAAAGGAACAAAGCUAAUGUUGCUGCAGAAUGCAGUUGCUGUGCUGCAUUGCUUUGUGUACAUUUGUGCCUACUGCCUUUUAGACUUCGACCAGUCUCAGUUUAAGAAGGUUGCGCAUUUAAAAAUGUAAUAACUACACCCUUAGAUUUGAACCACAAAAUUGUUUUGACUUCCCAGCUUGGUGUGAAGUGUGUAAACAACAGAUAAUGGGCUAAUGCAGUCCUUAAAAUUUCUUCCAUAAACAAUUUUCUUAAAGUCUGGAUGCUAAGAGUUUGAUUCUUUAGAAGAACUUUAAUGUGGAACUCUAAGCAAUGCAAUUAGUAUUGAUGCUCAGUCUUACCAACAAUGAUCCACUGUGCUUCUUCCCUUACAAAAGAUUCAUAUUUCUCCCAGAAAGAAUACUUUCUUCUCAAGUUCAACAUUUUGGGGGUGUUCAGACAACUUUCUGUGGCCUCUCGAGUACCCACACAAAAUGAUUGAUUCAUAUUAGCUUGAUGUUGGAUUCACUACAGCUUGACAACUCAGAAACCUUUGGGCAUUCAAGUGUCCAACAUUUAAGAAAACCAUGAAUGCUUGCAGCAUUAAAUAGCUAUUGCUUCUAAAGCACAGGGAGCUGCUAAAAACCAUCAGCUCCUUACAAUGCAAGAAUGUGAUGGAAAUUACACACUAAAAAAAGGAGGUUCUUUUAUUGUGCCAGAAAGCAGCUCAUCAUCAUCAUCAUCAUCAUAAGGUGCCACUUCACCGGCCCUUAAUUGUGAAGCCUUUUAAUAUAGAAAGUAAUAGGAAUGUUACAAAA
Messenger RNA from Etheostoma cragini (Arkansas darter), 6440 nucleotides. It is a transcript of the gene furina, whose product is annotated as furin (paired basic amino acid cleaving enzyme) a. Gene Ontology annotation, molecular function: serine-type endopeptidase activity. Gene Ontology annotation, biological process: peptide hormone processing. Gene Ontology annotation, cellular component: Golgi membrane; trans-Golgi network. The transcript has 16 exons. Lineage: Eukaryota; Metazoa; Chordata; Actinopteri; Perciformes; Percidae. Bases 435 to 2879 code for a protein of 814 amino acids. The record is from RefSeq and is a predicted model, not a curated record.